GAGUCCGGACGGGCUGCGGGAGGGAAAAGGAGGGUAAAGGUCGCUCGGAGUAGUUAAGCAAGAGGCAGGGCAGGACGGGGCAGGACAGGCGACCUCGCCUCCGGAGCAGCCAUGGCGGAGAAGAAGGGGCCCUCCCAGGCGCCCAUCAGCCCCCUGAAGAACUUCUUCGCAGGCGGCUUCGGGGGCGUCUGCUUGGUCUUCGUGGGACACCCACUGGACACCAUCAAGGUGAGGAGCGAGGCGAAGGAGAGGGACCUGGGGACUACAAGCCCCAGGGCGCACCGCGCGGGUUGAGGCUCGCGAGGGAGGGGUAAUCCCGCUGUCAUUCCCUGCGGUAAGGGAUGAUGGGAGUUGUAGUCCAUAAAAAAAAACGUCUAGGGAUGCAAGUUUGAGAAAGGCUCGGAUAGACUGGUCCAUGGACUACCACCCCCGGUAUUGCACCCCCACCCCAAGAAUGAAUGGCAUUUCGAAUGGCGCGGGCUCAAAAGAACUCCAGCCCCCGUCAUGCAUCGCGCGAAGCAGAAGGGGGGAAGACUUGGCAGCAACUCCUAGCGUGCACCGCGAACACGGCGAGCGCUUAAAGGAGUUUCGAAGUUCGCUCAGAGCGCCCUGCACUGAUGCUACAGGGAGUUCUUAGGGGAAUGUCGGAAGUUGCAAUGUAGUGGCUUUUCGGGCUUUCCUCCAAAUGCAAAAUUUAUUUUUUAAAUGUAUGACUACUUUUUAUACCACCAAUCAGUUCCUCUAAGCGGCUUACAAAACUCGUGCAUUCAGUAACUUAAAUGCAAAAGUACCUAAAUAAAAAGUUAUGAAAGCAACAUGGAUAGCAUGAGCUGUUGCUGCUGCUGACGUUUCCUAAAGUUCAUAAAGUUUUAGAAGAGCAAUGGAGCAUUGCUGGUGUUUGGAACUGCAGUGGAAAUGUUUGUGUUGCUGUGCCCUUUGCAAGGGGGAGGGAAGAUGCGUCUUGGCCUCUGCUAGGAGUGCCAGCUUAAUUGCACGCAGGUAGGGCCUUGUCUACAUGCCAGUUGUAGUUUUGCAAGCUCGUUAUUUGUGAUAGGGCGGGUGGCAACGUUGUGAAAGCCUGAGUCAUAAAAAGCGAUAAAAAUGGCAACCAGUAAAAUACCAGUGGUAAGAUCUCUGCUCCAUAUUCAUAGUUAAUUUUCUUCCUCCCUCAUUUAGGCUGCAGUUUUUUGCCCAAUGACCUGGGAGUAAGUUCCAAUGAAUUCAUGGGCCCUUACUCCCCAGCAGUUAUGGCAUGAGUUUUUAUUGUGCGUUUUGUAUUCUCAUUUUGUAUUUUUAUGUUGUAAUAUUUGGAUAAAGAGUGGUAUACAGAUUCAAUAGAUAAUAAUAAUAAUAAUAAUAAUAAUAAUAAAUAAUAAUACUGCUGAACACUGCUACUGUGAACUGGCAACAGCAACACCAGCAGUUACAUGGUUGGGUUAUACAGACUGAUUUUGAAAACUUUGCUAUCUAUCUAUCUAUCUAUACACACACACACAAACAAACACACACACAUACAUACACACUGAAUCUGCUUCGUGUGUGGUUCUGUUUCUGUUCACAUGGUUAUGUGUUAGUGUGUACAUAACUUUAUGGCAGAUCAAUACAAAUUAGUAAAAAAUAUCCUACCAAUAAAAAUUAUCAAUAAAAAUUAGUAAAAAAUAUCCUACCAACUGUUUUGAAUGGCUCAACAUAGCAUUGCACUAGAGGUCUCUUUACCCAUGUAGCCUAGGUGCAUGGGGCAUAUGGUGAAAUUGCUUUGGGUCACGGAAUCUUUCAGCUUGGUUCUCCUAGUUAUUUUCCAAACCAUGGAGGUAGAACAAGAUAUACCUGUUCUCUGAAAUGUGGUCAUGGGUUAUACUGUGAUCUGCCUUGGGAGGAGAAGCAUUAAGGAGGCCUAUCUUGAUAAAGAUACUUGUUGCCAGUCAUUUUGCAAGACAUUGGGAUUUCUACACUAGAGGAGAGUUUGGUACAGGGUACUGAAUGCAGCAUCUUCUAAGAAGUUUAGUUCACUUUUCUUUUUUAAAGCAAAGUUCUAACCCUUACAGCUGUGAAAAUAGGUUUUGAAAGUAUAUGGCUAAUGCUUGGUGAGAUCACAGAAACUGGGAGAGGGCAGCUGAAGAGUAAUAUAUUGGUUUGUGCAGGAUUAAACCUGGAGGGACGCGGGUGGCGCUGUGGGUCAAACCACAGAGCCUAGGGCUUGCUGAUCAGAAGGUUGGCGGUUCGAAUCCCUGCGACGGGGUGAGCUCCUGUUGCUCGGUCCCAGCUCCUGCCAACCUAGCAGUUUGAAAGCACGUCAAAGUGCAAGUAGAUAAAUAAGUACUGCUCCGGCGGGAAGGUAAACGGCUUUUCCGUGCGCUGCUCUGGUUCACCAGAAGCGGCUUAGUCAUGCUGGCCACAUGACCCGGAAGCUGUAUGCUGGCUCCCUCGGCCAAUAAAGCGAGAUGAGAGUCGUCCGCAACUGGACCUAAUGGUCAGGAGUCCCCUUGUUGUUGUUUAGUCGUGUCUGACUCUUCGUGACCCCAUGGACCAGAGCAUGACAGGCACUCCUGUCUUCCACUGCCUCCCGCAGUUUGGUCAGGUAAAGGAGUCAUUUUACCUUUACCUUAAACCUGGAGAGACCCAGGUUCAAAUCCCCAUUCAACCAUACAACCUUGCCUAAUUGCUGUGAAGAUAUAAUGGAUGGGGCAGGGAAGAGCUGCACAUACAGCCUUGAGGUCUCUAGAGGAGAUAAAUGUAUGAGUGGUUAAUAAGUAGGAUUUUCAGACUGUGCUCUCCAUAGCUUCCCAGUGUCCUUCCCCAUGACCUGUGUGCACAAAGCAAAUAUGUGCAAAUGGGUUUUUCCAGCUUUUUUAGUCCAGAUUUGUGUUAUCAGCAGAAUUGUUAUACAGUAUAUUUCUGCUUAGGAACACGGGUGGCGCUGUGGGUUAAACCACAGAGCCUAGGACUUGCCGAUCAGAAGGUUGACGGUUCGAAUCCCCGCGAUGGGGUGAGCUCCCAUUGCUCGGUCCCUGCUCCUGCCAACCUAGCAGUUCAAAAGCACGUCAAAGUGCAAGUAGAUAAAUAGAUACCACUCCAGCGGGAAGGUAAACGGCGUCUCCAUGCGCUGCUCUGGUUCACCAGAAGUGGCUGAGUCAUGAUGGCCACAUGACCCGGAAGCUGUCUGCAGAUAAACGCCAGCUCCCUUGGCCAGUAAAGCGAGAUGAGCACUGCAACCCCAGAGUCGGUCAUGACUGGACCUAAUGGUCAGGGGUCCCUUUACCUUUUAUAUUUCUGCUUGCAAUGUCACGAUGCCUUCUCAUCUACCAGUUUAUAAUGUUCUGUCUCUCCUCCUCGCAGGUUUGCAACCUGGAUGAAACCUCUUUAAUCCUGUUUUUUAUAGUCCCGUUUCCAAUGUAUCUUAUGUCUUAAUCGGAUGAGUUGGAAGUUCUGUAUCCUUGUGAAACCAAGGACAAUGGACUUUGCCUUUGUAUGCGUCCUCCUGCUAAUCAUUAGACCAGGAGAUUCUAGCAUACUGUUUUAAACAGGGUGGAUAUCAAAAGGAGGGUGGAGGACUUGCCCUUUGUAUGCUGGCUUGGUCACACACAGAAUUGAGACGAAUGUGACCAGUGAAGGAGUUCUUGUACCCCAGAGCUUCCACACACUGAACUGAUACACUGCCCUAGCCCAGGCAAAAUCAAUAGUUUUAAUACAAAGGAAGCUUCAUUAUACUGAAUCAGACCAUUGGUAGCAGCUGUCCAGGUUUCUGGCACGAGUCUUUCUCUUUUUUUAAAAAAAAUUAAAAUUAAGUUUUUAAAAAGAUAUUUUUGUACAUAUAAAACAUAACGAUUUUAAACAUUAAAAUACCGAGUUCUUUCAAACCCUUUGACCACCUUCCCUCUUUCCAUAGGUUCCUUCUUUAAGAUUAAGGUUACUGCAUCUCUUACCCUUAUCUAGCUAUUAUAUAACCAUAAUUAUCAUUAAAACAAUUCCACAUUACAAGUGCCCUUACAACCCCGCCAAAGACUUUAACUGUUUACAGUGGUCUUUUAAGUAAAUUAGACCUUGCUUCUUCUUUAAUUGCCACACCAUUAAUUUCCUUGGUUUGUUAGCAAAUUCAAAGUUUUUCUGUUUUAUCAAUUUUAUUUUCCACUCAACUUCCUGGUUUAUUAGCAUUGAUAAUUGGGUUUGCAGAAUCUUAAUAUGCUGUUUUAUCAGUGCAUUUGCAGGCUUCUUAACUAAUUGCUUUUCUGGCACAAGUUUUUCUCCAGCCCUACACAGAGAUGCCGAGGAUUAAACGUGGGGCCUUUUGCAAUCAAAGCAUUGAGCUGCAAGUCCUUUUGCUGAGAGUAGUGAUCAGUAGUAGCACUGGAAUUUGCCUGACAUAACCUCGUCAGGUGGGUGGCGGAUGAGUCUCAGGAACCCCAAUGCAGUUGGCCAGUGAAAGUGUAAAACCUCAGCUCUUGUGUUCUCAAGCUGUUUUUCUUUGGGAGGUUUCAUUUCAACAGACGGGUCAAAUAUUGUCAAAAGUACAGUCAUACCUCAUGUUACUGCCGCUUCAGGUUAUGUGUUUUCCGGUUGCAGACCACGGGAAACCCGGAAGUACUGGAAUGGGUUACUUCUGGGUUUCACCGCAUGCGCAGAAGUGCCAAAUCAUGCCUGUGCAGACGCGGCACUUCAAGAUGCGGACGUUGUAGGUUGCGGACGUGCCUCCGCCCGAGGUUCCACUAUAGUCGGGCAUUUUAAUGACCUAAUUUCUUACAAUGGUUGCAAGGAACAGAAAGCAUUGUGGGGAUUCCAAAAACCAAGUUAAGGCAGCCUGGACGAGGAUGUCAAGCUAGCCCAUGACAACCUGAGGAAACUCAGCCAGAUGGCCAGGGUAUAAAUAAUAAAAUUAUUAUUAUAAGUGCUUUUUUUUCUUAAAAAAAUGUUUAGGGGUACUCUCAUUGAAAUACUGCCCCUCAAUGAGGCUAAACUUAGAUUCACAAAAUGUUUAGGGGUAUGCGUACCCCCAGAAAAAAAGCCCUGAUGAUAAUGAUGAAGAUGAUUAAUCUUCCUAAGGUCCUCAGUACUAACCCGCAUCAGGUCAGGCUGGGAUACUCUGAACCUGCAGUUAUUGUUGGUACAUCAGUGGAAAUCCUAAUCUGCCCUGAUUACCCAGCCUCAGGCAUUCAAAGAUGGCGCUCAUCUUGACAGGAAGCUGAGCGAGACAGAUGGGAGUCCUAGGUUCUCACUGACCAUUGAGCCUGAUUUGGUAUUGAACUGAUUUGGUAUUGAAGUGAGCACAGCUGAGAGAGAUCAUCUCCUCCCAGCUCAUCACCUUAGGUCUCAGUACUACAGAGCAUGUUAGCCGCCUCAUCCAGAAAUAAAUCUACAUGAAUCCUUAAUCUCCCAGGUCUGAGUUUCAGGAGAUCCUGCCCUUAGGCUCUGGCCCAACCUUGACAAAGGAAGGCUGUCUCUUUGGCUUAUUUUGUACGUUAUCUCUGCAGCUCUUAUUCAGCUGUAUAAUUAGCCAAAUGCCUGUCAGUCCCAAUUUAUUAGGACUGCCACCCCUCAAUCCCAUUACACAGCACUCUUAUUUCAUCAGGUAAGGGGUGGAUUUGAAGAUGGAAAACACGAGGGGCAUGUGAUGGGUUAGGAGAAAGGUGCCUGAGGGAAUUGGAGCUUUGGGUGGCUGGCUAGCCGUCUCUAUUAGAAACCAAUUUCCUAAUAAAAAGGGCCCAGUAAUAAGAGAGAAUGUUUGCAUUCACUGCAUUCCCUCCCCGCUUCAACUUGUUUUGCAGGUCAGGCUACAGACUCAACCGAAACCUUUGCCUGGGCAGCCUGCACUCUACUCCGGGACCUUUGACUGCUUCAGAAAGACUCUCGUCGCCGAGGUAUUGUGCCAGUUCAGUUGUCAUGCCUGUCAGAAACAUCACUUGCUUCUCCAAAUCAAAUUGUGUCAGAAUGAUGUCUUGCUGAAGAUGGAGAGCUUCUUGGGUUAUCAGACCAAAUGACUCAUGCUCAAGUGACUCAGUGGGAAAUUAUUUUUGACAGGAGAACUAGUUAGCUAUACAGUAAAGGUAAAAGGUAAUUGUCCAACUCCUAAGCACAUAUAAUUGUGAAGAUGUGACACCUUACAUUUUGGGGCUGUUUGCACAGUGGCCUGGUUUGCACUUCAUGAUAAGGUUUAUUCUGUUGUGCCCAACCCAUAGCAACUCUUAGGCUCCUCCCUGCUCCCCUUGUCUUCUGUGACUGGAACAAGGAUUUUAUUUUUGGUAAAACACAACUUCCCCUUUUUGUCCAAACCGGGGAUCAUGGAUUAUGCUAACUCUGGUUUGAUUAAACCAACCAGCUUCAUAACCUAUGGAUUUGGCUUGUUUUGAAACAGUAGUGUCCAUCUACAACCCCAGGUUUGGCUGGAAUGGGAAGUAAAGGCUUACAAAAAGUGAAAAUAAAUGCUUCUGAAUGCUUCUUUCCAGCAACACAGAAGGUGGAAGGAGGAGUGCAGAAAUCUAAAGCCCACUGCAGCUGGUGCACAUCAUGAUAAGCCAUGGUUUAUUUGAUGAGUGAAUAUGGCUGCUACAUUCAACACAUGUACAAUCUGUGUACACGUAAUGGUUUUUCUGUAGCCAUGCAUGGUUUUUUAUGUGUAAUUUAUACAAGUGCUUUUAGGGGCUUUCUGGAUGAUAUCCCAGGAUCCUUUUGCCAUUCCUUUACUUUGAAGAAAGUAGGGAAGAAUAUCGUAACCCUUACAUUACUGCAUUAUUAUUAAUUAUAGUUCUGAAAUCUAUAGUUCCAUGCUCUACUGACUCCUCUUCCCUCUUCCAAUUUCUGCAGCAAAUUUCCCCUUCUUUUCCCCUGUCCUCUUUAACAGUGGUUGAAUGUUACAUCUGCACCACCUCUAGCCGUGAUUAAUGCCAACUAGAUUCCCUCUUAAUCUGUUUCAAAUCCUUGUUAAGAUGGGAAUGCCAAGUUCUGGUUAAGACUGGGAAUGGGAGAAGUUGUUUCUGCCAAACCUUGUUCUUAGGUCACCAUUGUGAUUUGUUUGAGUGAAAGGAACCACCACCUCUGGCUCAGAUAUAGUGCGGUUUGUUCAGCCCAGGACAAAGCGGAUGCAAUCGGCUCGUGCAUGAUGAACCAUGGUUUAUGUCUUACCAUGAUGUGUGGACAGAGCCUCUGACGCAUUUCUUAAGAAAGUAUGGCUGCAGAUAAAUUCGGUGUCCCUUCUUCCUAACAAUAAGCCAGCAGCUACUUGUGCUCUCUUGAAUAGGGUCUGCCGCUGAUAUCCGAUGGUGAAAUAGCAUCCCCUGUGAAGUGCUGCAGAAAAGCUAAAGUAAUCCACUGCCUUGCUGUGUCUUGCAGGGUGUCCGUGGUUUGUAUAAAGGAAUGGCGGCUCCGAUUGUUGGCGUGACCCCCAUGUUUGCUGUGUGUUUCUUUGGAUUUGGCUUGGGGAAAAAACUCCAGCAGAGAACACCCGAUGACGUUCUGACGUGAGUGACUUCCGAUAAUCUAGCAACAGGCUGUCGAGGCAUUCCAGGCUACUGUGACGUAUAAAAUUGCACAUUCCGGCAAUGCAGCCAAGAACCGUGUUAUUUUUUCCCUCUCCGUUAUAAAUAUACAUAGGGGUUUUUUUUUGCGAAAUGAAUAAAUCUGGCAAGCUUUAAGGCUCCUGGAAGCGUGGGAUUGAUUGCACCGGCUGAAAACAGACACUGUGUGGGCUGUUGCUGCAUAGUUUCCUUCCCAGGCAAAACUUGCAUCUAUUUAGGAAGGAUUAUAUUUUAGAUUAGUGUGGUGUGUGUUACAUAAUGGCAGGCUCGUAACACCUCCUCGUAAUAGUGGGCCUGAGCACAUAAACCCCAUUUAUAUGCCGAGACGACUGUUUCACUGAGCCUACACUUGGUGAUGUACAUAACCCGACCUUCCCACGACGUACACAUCUUUCUGGUACGCCCUCAGUUCUCCAAAUAGCUAAGUGCAUCCGGAUCAUGCUGGAUUCCCAGAAUUUGUCUCAUACCUCAGCUCCUUGCAGACUUACAUAAGAACAGCCCUGCUAAAGGCUCACCUGGUCCAGCACCUGUUUCCCACAGUGGUCUGUCAGAUGACCAUGAGAAACCCACAAGCAGGAUGUGAGGGCAGUUGCCCUGCCCUAUAGUUGUUCCUCAACGACUGGUCUUCUGACACAGGAUCGUUUGACCCUGGAGGUAACAUCAUGACUUGUCACCAUUGGUAAAUGUUCUCCUCCAUGAGUUUGUCCAGUCCAGGGGUUGGGAACCUUUUGGGUCUGAUGGGCCAGAUCUUUUAUCUCCCCCUGCUUCCCAUGGGCCAGCUUUAACAGCUGGGUGCAGCUGCGCGCCUAUUAAUUGUCUGGUGUCGUGAUGAUAUCAGGUGAUAGAUAGGCAGGAGGUUCUAGCGUUCUGGGGAGCCAGUGUGGUGUAGUGGUUAAGAGCGGUAGACUCGUAAUCUGGGGAACCGGGUUCGCGUCUCCGCUCCUCCACAUGGAGCUACUGGGCCAGUCACACUUCUCUGAAGUCUCUCAGCCCCACUCACCUCACAGGGUGUUUGUUGUGGGGGAGGAAGGGAAAGGAGAUUGUUAGCCGCUUUGAGACUCCUUAGGGUAGUGAUAAAGUGGGAUAUCAAAUCCAAACUAUUCUUCUUCUUCAUAGUGGAUUCACAGGGGUGGGGGAAAGAGGUCUCCUUCGCCAGCACAUUCCCUGCAGGACUGAACCCCACCCCAAUAAUAAUAAUAAUAAUAAUAAUUUAUUUAUACCCCGCCCAUAUUUGUUUAUACCCUGCUUCAGGUUACGGACUCCGCUAACCCAGAAAUAGUGCCUCAGGUUAAGAACUUUGCUUCAUGGCGAGAACAGAAAUCACAUGGCGGUGCAGCAGCAGUGGGAGGCCCCAUUAGUUAAAGUGGUACCUCAGGUUAAGAACAGUUUCAGGUUAAGAACGGACCUCCAGAACAAAUUAAGUUCUUAACCUGAGGUACCACUGUAUGUGAUCUUGAGAGAGAAGAUGUGACCAUGAAAGAGUCCCAAGGGCUGGACUGAGGCCUACAUGAGGCCUGAGGCUCCCCCACCCCUGCGGUAAAGUGGGGGAAUAUGCAAAUAUUGUUCCAAAUUUGUAGCGAUCUGUCUGAAUCUGCUGCUACUAUGGUUCUGUAAUGACUGUUCAUGCUGCCUUUAUAUUUUUAAUUGGCUUUUGUUAUUUUUUAAAAUUGUUGUUAGCUGCUCUGAGGUUCUUUCUGAAGCACCUGGUGAGAUGUAAAUUGGGGGGGGGGAAUAAAGACGACGAAAUUAUCAUUUAAUUACAUGAUUACAUUUUGCUCAGAACGUUGGUUUUCUUGGCACAUAAUUGGAAUUUUUAACGUUGACAGGGAACAGCCCUGAUAAUAUGCACAGGUAUUUUUAAUAGUUGGCUGGCGUUUUUAGUUCUUUUGUUCUGGAAAUGGAAGGGGCUUUGAAAGAACAGAGUCUAAAAUGCCGCGUUACUGAGCAGUUGUUGAUUUAAUACGGUGGCAUGGCAAGGCCUAGUAAGGACUCAAGAACCCUACGGGUGGCUGACCAGUGGCCAAGCAGAUGUCUCUGGGAUGCACACAAGCAGGAGAUGAGCACAAUAGCCCUCUCCCACUUCUGACCCCCAGCAACUGAUGUUCAGAGGCCUACUGACGCUAAUCCUGGAGGUUAGAUACAGCCAUCAUGACCAGUAGCCUGAUAAAUGAAUUUAUUAGCCUUUACCCCCCAUGAACUGGUCUAGUUCACUUUAAAAAAACAUCCACAUUGGGAGUCAUCACUACAUCUCUUCCUGGCUCUGUAUUUAGGAAAAUGCAAAUCCUGUGACUAAUGUCCUUUCAUCCCUAUGCAGAUAUCCCCAGCUUUUUGCCGCAGGCAUGCUUUCUGGGGUGUUCACCACCGUAAUCAUGGCUCCGGGAGAGAGAAUCAAGUGCCUUUUACAGGUAAGAGGGGCUUCAGGAAGCCACCCAACCGUUCCAGGAAGCUAGUCUGGCCAUUGCACCCUAGCAAAAGCUUUCUAUCCUUAUAUUUCCUUCUUAUCACUGGGUGUCCUCCUCUAGCCUGCAGUCUGAGGUUAGCAGGACACCAUGUAAAUAUAAAGUUUUCUAAAUGUUUUGGAUGUCCCCCAGUCCACUUGGCUAAGCAUAUCCGUGUGUGUGUGUGUGUGUGUGUGUGUGUGUGUGUGUGUAAAAAGACAUAUGUGCGGAAGUGUGUAUAGAUAUGAACGAGAGAGGAUGCUAAAAUUGCCAGGAAACUAUGCCCCGCCUCAAACUACUAACCGUUGGCACAUCACAUUCCUACCAGCAAUGUUUUCUUAAUGAUACUGCUCAUAUGAGUGCUACAAGUAGGGUGCAGUGACGACUGCAGGAGCAGGAGGAGAGCAACGGGUGGAACAGAGGUCCAGUCAUCGGGCCAGGGGCUUGUGCAUCCUGCAGUAGCUUGCAGGAGGUUCCUAGCACAUUUACGCUGAACUGGUUAGGACAGUGUUCUCCCAAUAGGGUUGACGGGCCUGUUACAAUAUUUGCAAGGGUCCUAUACCCACUGCUGUCCUAUUUGACACUGAUACGUAAUUCUCUCCUUGGUCCUCAGGCUUCAGCUUUGGCCUGUGGCCUUUCUUAAAGACGCAACCUGCCUCUGUGUCAGUGACAGCACUUUUUCAACUUUAUUUCAGCCCCCUUCCCCCCUGCUGGAGUUCCUUGCGGUGAAAUUCUCUUACAUCUGAACUCUCUUCUUGGAGAGGCAUCAGUCAAGGGCCUGCGGUGCACCCUGACACUUUCCUGGCUGUCAAGUAACUCUCUCCAGAGGACUUCUCCCUUCUGAUGGGCCCUAUCUUGUAGACCAGAAUAGUCUCUUCCCCUUCCCCCAAGAUCAGUUUCCCUGGAUCAGGGAGGGAAAUGGGGGUAGCUCACACCAGGCAUAUCUGCUCUUGGCUUCCCAAGAGCCUUGGACCUGCAGACCUUAUUGAAAGCUCCCCAUAGUAGCACGCCCGUUAUUCAGCCUGUGGUUAUCUGAACAUAUUGAAUGUGCAGGUUUAUUUCUCAUUCCCCAUAUAAACAGCCUGCCUGUUUAUUUCCAAGUAUACAUCCGUUUACAGCUUGACUACCCCCCCAUAGCGAAGUCACUAAAUGUUGCAUUUGAUUACUGUUAUGAAUGAUACACUUUAUGGAAGUUUUUGCAGGCUCUUUUUGGACUAGGUAAGGAAAUUAGAUGUUAAAGAGCUGGAAGGGGAAGAAGGAUACAGGCAGAGCAGCUGAUAGUUUGUUCAAUUGCAAUUUGAGUGAAAUUUUGAACAGAAUGUUCACACCAGGCUUGCAGAAGCGACUCAUUAAUUUGAGCAAGCUAAAACUAAGAGCGACCACAAGAAGUUUUGAAGUUGAUUUUCAUUCUGACUUUGUCUUAUCCUUCUCGUUUGUAUAUUUUUAUGCAAUUGUGAUGGCCUAUGGAAUAAAUAUAUGCAAUAAAUAUUUACUGUAUAUCAAGUGGAUUUCAAUUUCCGCCACUUCGGUGCGCAAUCAUCACUUGACAUCCUGCGGCUCACAUCUCACAGUUGACGUCUGAGGGAGGAAUCAAAUUUGCAGAGCUGCCUUUCAGGAGUUCUAGAUUUAGGGGCAUUUGUACAACCGUGUAGUUAUAGCUGAUGAGAAAACCAUUCUUUAAUUCCCUUAGAUCCAGGCAGCCUCUGGUGAAAUUAAAUAUGGAGGCCCUUUGGACUGUGCCAAACAGCUUUAUCGCGAGGCUGGCAUUCGAGGUGUUUACAAAGGAACGGUGCUCACCCUCAUGAGAGGUAAUUGCUGGUCAAGUGCCCCUAAAGCCCUGUUUGUGGAAUGUUGUAAAUGUUAUUUUUUUCUUAAAGUUUUGUUAAAAUAACAAUAAAAGUAGCUGGAUUGUUAAAGGGGGAGAGGGGAGGUUGGCACUGAAUGGCUCCUUUUGUAAAUAAUAAAAUAAUAAUAAUAAUUUAUUAUUUAUACCCGCCCAUCUGACUGAGUUUCCCCAGCCACUCUGGGCAGCUUCCAAUCAAGUGUUAAACACAAUGCAGCAUUAAAUUUUAAAAACUUCCCUGAAGUUUUCAGAUGUCUUUUAAAAAUAAGAUAGCUGCUUACUGUAUUUUUCGCACCAUAGGGCGCACCGGACCAUAGGGCGCACCCAGUUUUUAGGGGAGGAAAUCAAGGAAAAAAAUAUUUCCCCCCCAGCCCCAAAGAGCAGCGUACAGGCUGCGCACAACCUCUCCCUGCCGGAGGGGUUGAGUGGGGCUAUGGCACAAGCCAAGGCAGCAAGCAGGAUGGAUCCCGCUCGCUGUUUUGGCUUCCUCUUUAGCCCUGCGCAACCUCUCCUUGCCAGGAGACACUGCACAGGGCUAAAGAAUCCAUAGCCCCGUGCAGCCUCUCCUAGCCAGGAGACGCUGCGCAGGGCUUUCCUGGCUUUACUGGGAGGUGGGGGGAUUCCCUCACCUCUCCCAAAAGCCCGCAGAAGCCGCGCAACCCCUUUAAAGAGAUCGCAGCUUCUCCUGGCUUUUCUGGGAGGUGGGAGAAGGGACUGAUGCGGCCAGUCAGUCCCUUCUCCCUCCUGUGGGAAAGCCCGCAAGAGCGCACGGAGCUUGUGUGCGGCUCUUGGGGGCUUUUCCCGCCUGCCUCCCCCCUGCAUUCGCUCCAUAGGACGCACACACAUUUUCCCUUGCUUUUUAGGAGGGAAAAAGUGUGUCCUAUGGUGCGAAAAAUACGGUAUUUCCUUGACAUCUAAUAGGAGGGCGUUCCACAGGGCGGGCGCCACUACCGAGAAGGCCCUCUGUCUGGUUUAUAAUCUGAUUUAUAAUCACAGAUGAUAUUGUAUUUCCAUCCUCUCCCCACCCCUUCUCCCCAGCUCUGCCCCUGUCUCAAUCAAGGAGUCAAGCCCACUUUGUUCUGCUUUGGGGCCUGGCGGAAUGUUCUGUGCCAUUUCCUUCAUUGCAGAACGUUCCUUGCAAGUCAGGCCCCGGUUGCGCCUCUGGUUUCUCUAAGUCUGAAUUUGUGUUUGUUUUACCAGAUGUUCCAGCCAGUGGGAUGUACUUCAUGACCUAUGAGUGGCUUAAACAUAUUUUGACACCUGAAGGGCAGAGGUGAGUAAAACCCUACGUUUCCCACCAGUACAUCUAAGAAAUUCUUCCUGCUGCUGAGUAAGGAUAAUCUUGUGUACUUAAUUAUCAAAAACACCAGUAGCAAGUGUUUCCAGGGAAAUGCUCAAAUACUUGGUUACGUGUUCUUUAGUUUUGUUGCAUUUGUUUACAGGAAAGCCAUUUUUUUUAAAAAAUGCACUACUACUAAUAAGAUUACAUUUCUAUCAAGGAUUUGAAGUGAUCAAAGCCCUUAACAUGUUCUGUUACAGUAAACUUUACUGUAAAGUAAGCCUAAGUGGCUUCGUCGUUGUAUGUGCCUUGUAGUAUGACACAGGGGCAGAGUGCAGAAUUGGCCCUACUGGCGCCCUUGCACUGUGCCAACCUCCCUGCUGCCUGUCCCCUCUGCCUUGGUGUCUGUUGCAUUUCUGGUCCCAAGAAGUUGUGAUCUUCAUAAAUAGGAACGGAAAAGAAAAGUAAGUCUUGUGGCACCCUGAAGUCUACGGUUUGCACUUUCAUGGGUUACAGAUAUGAGAAAUGUUGCCCUCGGAAUGCAAAAAUAUAGAACAACCAUCACCCUGUGAACAGUAGUGUCAAAUAAUGAUAAAAUGCAAAAUAAUAAUAAUAUUCUGUGCCAAUGCAGAUAAAGCUUAGAUUUAUGCAGAAUAAGCACCUUGUGACCAUUCACAACAGAAGUAAUUGGUGAUGGAGGACACUGAAGAAUCUCUCUCUCUCUUUCUCCCUCCCUCUUUUUAAUCUUCUCUGCAGUGUCCGUGACCUCAGUGUACCCAGGAUUCUGUUUGCAGGUGGCAUGGCAGGGAUUUUUAACUGGGCUGUUGCGAUCCCUCCAGAUGUGUUGAAGUCUCGUUUCCAGACGGGUGAGUCAGCUUGGUCUCUAACCUAAAGAUGGGCUCUUGGGAGAUUGCUGUUUUUGUCUUCCAUUACCUUUUGAAAUGCAUGAUUCAAAGAGAUCCAGUCCUUCCCCCUGUCAGAAUUGGUUUUUGGCAGGUGACUGCCUGAGACUGAAGCAGGGAAACCAAAUUGGAACAUUGAGCGUUCAGUAAAAUUGCGUGCAUCUUGAGUGACUCAUUGCUAAUUUCACCUUAGAGUAAUUAGAGAAAACAUGGAGGUGUGGCUAACACUAUCCAUGGCUCUCCCCACCCUGAGUUCCACUGUAGUUCCACAAUAUUCUUAGGAAGAGAAUGCACAUUGAAGGAUUAUCUCUUUCAGGUUUCAUUUGCACAUUGUCUUCUUCAGUGAGUUCCUCUGAGCAUCAUUCCUGGGCAACAGCCCAUGCCACACACUCUGGUUUAAUCCGGAGCUUGAUGAGACAUUUGCAUCUUUCUUCACUGUGCCAUGACUGCCCUUUCCCAUUGUGGCCAUUGGGUUGCUGGUGCGGCACAAAUUCUCACUUUUCUCCCCUCCUAAUUGUUGGCUUUGCCACUGCAACUCUAUUCACUAAGGGAAUUGGAACCAAAGUGGGGUAUGGUCCCAUUUUGCAGCCUCUUUGAGGCUUUCUGUUAAGUUUUUUUCCAGAGGAAACUUUUGUGCUGGCUUUCUGGUGAGGCAAAUAGCUGCUUGCCUGGUCAGCUGUGGUGAAUAUAAUUGCCUGCAAAUAAAGAGCAUGGAUCCAAAGAGAGGGGAACCUGUGGCACCUUGGGGACUACAGCUCCCAUCAGCCCCAGCCAGUGUGGUUUCUGGGAGUUGUAGUGCUGCAUCAUGCAAGUUUCCCCAUCCCUGUCUGAUCAAGGAAGUUGGUACUUUCAGGCCAUUGGUAUGCCUCUAAUGAUUUCUCAUUAGAUUGGGUUAGUCAGUGGGACAGGUGGGAAGUGGGCCAGAACGUUCCUGGACUCCUUUGUAGAGCUGGUUCAGCAUCUUCACCACAGCCAUGCCUUGCCUACUCAGCAAGCCAUUCAGAUAAGUUCUGAAAGUUUUGCCUGCCUGAGCCUCUUCGCCACAGUGUGGCUUGUACAGUGGAUCUGGCAAGUUACUCGCCCUUGAGUGAGUGGCAAGUGGUUAAUUUCAAGCCUGAUUUCAAGGAACAUCUCCCUUUCUCCCCACCCCAGAAGGCAGGGUCUCUAACUAGAGAUGGGGAACCUGUAGAUGUUGAGUUGUUGCUGGACUACAGCUUCCGUCAUUCCUGGCCGUGCUGGAGGAGCCAGGUUCCCUAACCCUCAACUCCAUGCAGUACUUAUCACUGCAGAAAAUGUGCUCCCACAGCAGUAGUUAUCAUUUGAGGGUGUGCAGAAAGGAGGGAGAGUGAUUGCUGGGCAAACAGGGAGGAAGGGGGAGCACAAGGCUGCCUUGGCAGGCCAGGGCUUCUCAGUGACUUAAACCAUAACUUGCAUGCUUUUACCUUUCUCAACAGCUCCUCCGGGAAAGUAUCCCAAUGGCUUCAGAGACGUUUUGCGGGAGCUGAUUCGAGAGGAAGGAGUGGCGUCACUGUACAAGGGAUUUACCGCUGUGAUGAUCAGGGCUUUCCCAGCCAACGCAGUAAGUGAACAGUGGGCUCAUCGACAGAUGGUAGAAUUUUUUUUUAGCCCUGUUUCCAUUUGGAUCAUUUCAUUCCUUUCUGUAUGUUUUCCUCCAGGCCUGCUUCCUUGGUUUUGAAGUCGCCAUGAAGUUCCUUAAUUGGCUCGCCCCAAGUCUGUGAAGACCGGAAGGACGUGUUCCUAAGGGAACCUGAGGACAAGAGGAAGGAGGCAAUUGCAUUAGAGAAGCAAAAUGGAAGCAAAAUAAGCUGUAUAAAUGACUUAUUUUUUAAUAACCGGUUUUUGCCUUACUCGCUACCUCUGGAGGAGGCUGUUGUUGCCAUUCAGAAUCUCGAGCCAAUUCUCAUCCCCGUUGGGAGUUUGAGAUGCAUACCUGCCUUCUGAACCCAAAGUUACCAUAGGGGUAAAGCUGCUCGUAGAAAACCUUACUGCUAUUAAUAGGUGUCAAAUUUCUUCUUAUUUGCCUCUUUUGGAAAUAAAGAAGGAAUAUUUUAAUUUCCCAUUUUUUAAUCUUAAUAAAGAACUGCAUGGAUGGUGGCGAUAGUACCAGGUGGAGGGUGGGGUUGGAGAUCUAGCCACUGUGCAUUUAAUUCUCAGGAUAAACUUCACACUUAAGUGCAUGCAAGCACGUAAGAAGAUUGUUUAGCUUUGGUUUACAGGCACUACACAGUCUGCCACUAAAGUUCCUGUGUAAGCAGCAUGGAAAUGAAUGAGACUUGCACAUGAACACAGAUGUUACUUCAGCAGUCCCAGGAACUUUAGUGGGGCUUGUGCAUUACUCAGUCAUGGCAGGUACUGGUUUUAAGUCUCUUGUUUGUUACCUUGAGGUGUAUGGCCCACACUGUGGCGCGGCAUGCUGGUUUGAACUAGUUCACACACUGAAAGCUCAAGAACUGGACGCAACAGAUAUAAAAUUAACAGAGCUGCAGAAUCUUGUAUUAAUGUCUAAUAAACUCAAACUGAUCAAUUACAGGUAUAAGGGAGUAAUCUCCAGGUUUCUUCAGAGAUCCUGUCACAGUUGGUUAGAAAGUGCAGUCAGCACAGAAACACAGGUGUUUCAAGCCCCCUUUCCUCCUAAAAUACUCUUUCAAUAGGUGCUUUCUGGUAACCAGUGAUACCAGCUUCACAAGUGCCAACCUCAUGGUUAUAUCUGAGGUGCCAAAUGAUGAAUUCUGGUACAUAGAAUACCUGUGCUUGUAUUGUGGUGGUUUCAAAGUCAAGAGAAGUUUUAAAACUGGAAGUUGAAAGAGCCUGAAAUAUGACAACUUCAGAGUGACUGUUUCCACUGCCGUUUUUCCUCAAGAGGACUUUAUUGCAUGCCUGGUGUGUUUUAGCUGAAGCACAUCCCAUGCUCAGGCAGUAAAGGCAGGACUAUUGAUCUGUAAAGUGUUUCAGUGGGAUAAAAUUAUCCUGUUCAGGACUAUGAACAGACUUGCUGACUCUCAGCCAGAAUUUGGUCUUGGUGGUUCUUGUUUACUUUCCGUUUUGGAGUUACUACACCAUCGGCAGAGACUUGUCUUCCUUUUCAUAGAUAUCAGCCAGGCUAUUUUAAAAAUAGCCUCUGCCAUCAUGAGAGCCAGAGUCUUGUUCUAAGGGCUGAGAUUCUUUUGGAAUGCAAAUCCUAUACUAGCUUCUCCAGGGAACCCCCAAAGGCUGCUCGUGUUCUCUUGGUGUAUAGUUUUGUAUUUGUUGCUGUCUGUGAGAAUCUGUUGUUAAACACACAAAUUGAACUUUAACUCUGCUGGGACUGAAGGUCUCCCUCAGGACAGUUGAGAUCCUGCUUUAACUAAAAAUUGGCUGUCUGGCUGUCAGUCAUUCUGCUCAUUUCUCACUGUGUCUUGUAUAUUUGAGGCAUUCCAAAGAGAAAUCCUCUUUCUGAAAUAUACUCCUCUACCAAAGUAAGAUAAUUAAGCCUGCACAAGCUGCCUAUGAGCUUUUGAAAAAGUAACUGCUCCCUUAAAAAAAAAAUAAAGAUCAUGUGCAUAGUUUCAUGAUGGUGGUUUCAUCUCUUGUAAAACAUUAAUAAAUUACUUCAUGAUGCCCAUCAUUAACACAUUAAGCUGGUCAUUUCCUUCCUAUCUAAGACAAAGGAUUGCUUUCCUUUGCAGUAUAUUGCUUCAUUCAGUGCUUAGGUCAUUUGGUUAAAUAUUAGUAAUUCAUUGUCCCCGGAACAGUACUUUUUUGGGGGUGGGGGCUUUAAGGGGCUAGUUUUCUCAGAACAUUUGCAAAACGCAACCCCUCUUCAGGGUUGCUAGUCCUUGAACCAGCCUUAUUAAUUAAAACAAUACAUGGCCAUCUGUCGUGGAUGGUUUAGCUGAGAUUCCUGCCUUGCAAGGGGGUUGGACUAGAUGACCCUUGGGUCUCUUCCAACUCUACCAUUCUAUGAUUUUGUGCCCUGCUGCAUCAAACCAAAGCUCCAACUAAAGCAGGCUUCAGGUUUGAGAAAGCCCUGUUCAAAAUGCUCCCUGGCAGGCCUUAAUGCACUUACUGGUAACCUUGCAGCAGCAGGAAACAACUGCGGACAUCAAGAGCUGAGCUGCCAUUUGAAUUUUCUAUAGUGCUGUUGCUCUGGAAUAUAGCAUUGAAGGGAUUAAAAUGGCUGCUUGGAGCACCAGGAGGAUUUUCUUUCUAAUGUGGGAUUAGAGCAGGCAUUGGUUGUGGGCCUUGAUGGCGAGCCAUGGCCCUGGCACACCUGCCCAAGGAUGCUAGGUGUUGACACCAGCCUUGCUAUUGACAGCACUCCGUCACAGUUUCCUGCAAGCUCCCAAGCAGAACAUGAAGGCACAGAACAUGUUUCUCCUGAAUCUGCUGCCAGUCAACCGCAUUGAGUGACCCUGAGUCUCUAGGAUUGCAAGUGAUGGUGGUGGGAAGGAUUCUCUCACUCUACUCCAUUCAUAUUCUUUAUUAAGUCUCUCCCUCCUCCCUCCCAAAAAACUGAAAUGUUUAUAGUGAAGCUUUUCAUUUCCAUUGAUAAUUAUAGUUGGUUUUUUCCAGCUCUGUGCUCGUUUUCAAGUUGGGUGACCAGUAUCAUAUACCAAAAGUGCCUAACCUGUUGCCUUCCAUAUGUUGCUGAACCAGAACUCCCAUUAUGCCUGGACUCUCAUCUUAGCUGGGGCUGAUAAGAAUUGGGAGUUUAAUGACAUGUGUAAAGCCACCCCUUGCUGUAUACGGUGCUUCAAAUUGGGCCAUGCUAUAGAUUUAUUAUACGGUGGCAUAAUGGUGCUUGCUGUUUUAUUUUCUCUCUUUCCUAGCAUUUAAUAUGCUGCCCCCCAUAGCUUCAGAGAACUGUCCACUAUGACAACAGCUCAUUCUGACACCAUCACUUUGUAUGUAGUAUUAGUCUGAUAGCCAUUUCUAGAAGGCAAGGGCUACCCAGAAUUCUGGAAAAGGAAGUGGGAAGUACACCAACCAGAAAGGCAUGUAAAUUAACCAACUGUGCAUAAUUAGCUCCCAAUAACAGGUUGUCUAGUGCUAACCUCCAGCCCUCUCUCUAAAUAGUCUGCUGUUGUCACCUCACUCAGUUUAUGGCAGAGCUGUUGCUGUCGCACUCUGGGUGAAUGAAUUAAUAUAAAACUUCUGUUUUGAUGAAAUUAACCCAUUAAGGCUUCAUUCAUUACAAUUACAUCCAUUUCUUACAUGCCAUUUUAGUAACUCAGUACUAGUUCACCACUGCAGGCGGGUGGAGAAAUAAACAGUUUGCAGUACAGGCAUACUGUUAACUGGUUUGCACCUGUUAAUAAAGGUUUUGUGCCUGUUAGUACAGUAUCUUAAGACAUGCUCGAAAUCAUUUGCAAGCUUGGACAGCAGGACCUGUCUCCAAAUGUCUAAUAGAGAUUACGGUUUCUUGGUUCAGUCUUCUUAUUCUGCUGAAAUUAUAGUCUUUCCUUAAUGCUGCAAUUGAAAAAGGAAUUGUAAAGGAUAUGAACAAAUGCAUUGGAAUUGACAUUACAGUUUAAUUUUC
Messenger RNA from Podarcis lilfordi (Lilford's wall lizard), 19506 nucleotides. The record is from the annotation of a GenBank genome assembly. NCBI's taxonomy places the organism in Eukaryota, Metazoa, Chordata, Lepidosauria, Squamata, Lacertidae.